Molecule: messenger RNA, 729 nt
Organism: Paramecium octaurelia
Lineage: Eukaryota; Ciliophora; Oligohymenophorea; Peniculida; Parameciidae
Source: the annotation of a GenBank genome assembly
CAAUAAUAAAUAUUCUGAAUACAUGAGUUGGGGUGAACCAGUAGAAGUCAACAUACAAACACAAGAUAAAGCAAAUGAUGCACCUUAAAGUAAUUGGGGUAAUACAGAAUAAGGCUGGGGCAAUAAUGAUGGUCAAUAAUAGGAUGCUCAAUAGGUAUCGAAUAACUUAUUUGUUAUUAGGGACAAGAUAAUGCAUAGGAUGAAAGAAAAGGGAAAGGCAAAAAAGGCAAAAAAAGAGAAGCUUCUCCUCCUCCUGUAAAAAGGGUUAGACCUAAUCCAAUAGUUAUUGUAGUCGAUGAGAAUGAAGAUAGCGAAACACAAAAUAUUAUCAUAAAUGAAUGCCCUAAAUUGUAAAAUAAGAACAAGGGUUUGAUUUAGAAUGAUAAUAAGUAAAUUUGUUAUGAGGGUAAUCUCAAGAUUGAAGACUGUGUUGUAAAUACUAGGUUUGUAAGUUUUGAUUUAGAAUAACAAGUGAAAAUUGAUUGUAUUGGAGAAUAUACAGUUGAGAAUGCAAAGGAUUUAUUAAAAACCCUCAAUGAUUAGGUGAUAAUUGGUGUAGUUGAAGGUUUAGAUGAAGAGAAUCAGAAAGUGAUCAAUAAAUUGGCUGAUAAUUUGUUAGAUAAACAAUAAUCAAUUAAAUUUAAGGAUCUAAGUCUAUUUAGUAUUAAACAACUUUAUAAAAUUGAAAAUAAAUCAAGAUUGGCAUUUAUUAAAUAAAUAACUUAAUGA